GGGAUCUCGAGCAAACCUAACAUAAAGUAGUCAAUCCUGAGUCAAAUGCUCCAUAGACACACAAGUCAACCCGAAUGAAAAACCUGUCUCGGCAGCCACUACUUUACGAGAAUGAUCGUACAGGUUAUACUUCUAUCCGGCAGAUCUGGUGUCGGGAAAACUACCAUCGCAAGCGAGAUGUCCGAACACCUAAAAAUCCAUGGUAUCCCUCAUGCCCAUAUCGAUGGAGACAAUCUAGAUAUGGUAUAUCCCGAAGAGGAGGGCCCCGAUUUGCUACUUCUCAACCUUGAAUCUAUGUUCGGAAAUUAUUAUCGCCGCCGAGGAUGCAGCAGACUCAUCCUAUCGGGAACUGCAAUGGCUCUGGAGUAUGAAUCUAUCCAAAAUACUCUCCAAGCUGUCAUCCAAGAUUCUCUCCAAUUCCCGCGGGAGAGAGAACCUGCUAUUGAUCUCAGGGGGUUCAUUUUGACAGCCACCGACAAUACAGCCUCAGAGAGGCUACGAAAAAGAGAGAUAGGCAGUUUACUGGAUCAUCAUUUGGCGAGUGGCCUCCGAAUGGCAUCGGUACUGGAGAACGAGGUUGGGGGAUGGGCUUGCCGAAUUUCAACGGACGGUCGGACCGUGAAGGACAUUGCGGCGCAAAUUUUGGAGCAAGCAAACUGGGUCUAG
Aspergillus novofumigatus IBT 16806 is the source of this 666-nucleotide messenger RNA. RefSeq lists its product as uncharacterized. The record is from RefSeq and is a predicted model, not a curated record. The transcript has a single exon. Lineage: Eukaryota; Fungi; Ascomycota; Eurotiomycetes; Eurotiales; Aspergillaceae. Bases 112 to 666 code for a protein of 184 amino acids.